GCCACACAGCCAGUAUUCCUGUCGCUGUGGCUCAAAGGAUGCUGGGAAGUUGUGUGUGCGGAAGCAGCGUGAUCAGAUGAGACACCCCGGAGGCUAGCGGUGGCUAAUCGUUAGCAGAGUUAGAAGGAGGAGCCCCAGACAUGGAGGACAUACAAACUGUGAUGUCCUGGUUCUCCAGCCCCGUCUACAGCCGCUACUGGCAGCACUACCAGCAGGCUAUGACCUGGCACCAGAAACACAGGCGUGCCUACCACAAGGCCUUAGAGGCAGCCUACGGCCCCGGCCACGGCCAGGAGCAGCUUCCCAGCAGCGGCCGCCACCAGCGCUACGCGGACUGGCACGCCGAGGAGAGCGCCAGGGAGGACGGGGAGGAGGAGAGCAGCUCGGACAGUGAGAUCGAGUGUGACGUCAGCAACAUGGAGAUCAGCGAGGAGCUGAGGCAGUACUUCGCCCAGACGGAGAGACACAGAGAGGAGCUGAAGAAGCAGCAGGAGGCCGAGCAGCAGGACAGCUACGUGCUGGCCGACCGGGACCUGCGUGGCGUCUCCUGGCGAAGCACUGCGGCUCCCCCCUUUGAGCGGCCUGGCGAGAGACGCGGCGCCGAAAUGAAGAAGCUGUACGGCAAGGACGCGGCCAAGAUCCUGGCCAUGGAGGCAGCGAUGCAGCUCACAUUUGACAGGAACUGUGACCUCAAGCAGCCCAAGUACUGGCCCGUCAUCCCACUGAAGCUGUGAUGGCAGCGGGCAGUAAAAGAGCCACAGGAGAUCCGGCCGUUGAUCUUUCACUGGUGCAGCAGCUUUGUCAUGAAACUGAUUGUUGUUGUUGACAAAGCUGCGAAAGAAGAAGCAACGGUUCGGGGCAGCUGAGGGAUAGAAGUUAUUUUAAGUUGCAUGAAUUAGUGGAGCUUCUGCUUCACAGGACACGGACGUCACUGACCUGUCAGCUGCUGCCCCCGAUGAAAACUCAUGGUUGUGAUCGUACGUAUGACGCUGGAUCUCGUGUUUUGUUUAGGGCAGAAGCUGCAUCGCCAUUGGUUGAGUGUCAGGUACAGUGUAACUGCCCCCGCAGGUAACGUGAAUACAUUCAAACACCACGUGUCUGCGUGUUUCCUCCUAAUCUGUUUUUGUUCCCCCUCCAGCUCGGUGAUGCUUCACGCUGCAGUAGCUCCUCUUAUGCUUGUCAACUCUGUUAAAGCACAGAGGCUUUUUUUUUUUUUCUUGACCCUCUCUGUUCACAUCCAGCAGCGCGCCUGCAUCGCUGCUUCUGAUAUUCCACUUUUCAACAGUGAUUUUGCUGUUUCCUCUAAACUGUGCUGUUCAGACUCAGACAUUGCAUCAGGCUGAGAGCAUUGUUGUGUGGUUUAUCAGGAGGGAUGUCGACGGAUCUCUUUCCUCUCCGCCCUGCACAAUUUUGUAGAAUUAAUUCUGUUUCUAAUAAAGUGGUUUAUGUCCGGAUAAAA
Paralichthys olivaceus (Japanese flounder) is the source of this 1459-nucleotide messenger RNA. It is a transcript of the gene gemin8, whose product is annotated as gem (nuclear organelle) associated protein 8. The record is from RefSeq and is a predicted model, not a curated record. Gene Ontology annotation, cellular component: SMN complex. NCBI's taxonomy places the organism in Eukaryota, Metazoa, Chordata, Actinopteri, Pleuronectiformes, Paralichthyidae. Gene Ontology annotation, biological process: spliceosomal snRNP assembly.